Saccostrea cuccullata (small rock oyster) is the source of this 2184-nucleotide messenger RNA. RefSeq lists its product as uncharacterized. Gene Ontology annotation, molecular function: nucleic acid binding; zinc ion binding. The transcript has a single exon. The record is from RefSeq and is a predicted model, not a curated record. Lineage: Eukaryota; Metazoa; Mollusca; Bivalvia; Ostreida; Ostreidae. The annotation marks the transcript as partial. Gene Ontology annotation, biological process: DNA integration.
AUGGAGUCUUUAGAUGAUUUGAUUUCUGCUGGAGAAAGACUAGGCUAUAAACACGAUAGUUUACGCAAAUAUGUGAGCGAUCAACAAGCAUUGCAGCGUGAAGAAAGAGCGGCAGUUCGUCAAAAGGAGAAAGAUGAACGUGAGUAUCAACUACAAUUGGAGCGUAUGUACAAUGACCUUAAGCUGAAACAGAUGGCUGAUGAACAUGAGAUGGAAAUGGCAACGAAGGGCAACAUAUCAGUGAAUGAGGUGAGUAGUAACUCAGUCAAACCAAGUACCCCUAAAAUUCCAUCAUUUGAAGAGAACAGAGAUGAGAUGGAUAGUUAUCUGCGAAGAUUUGAAAGGUAUGCAACAGCUAUGAAAUGGGAAAAAUCUCUUUGGUCAACUCAUUUGAGUGCUUUACUUAAAGGUCGUGCUUUAGAAGUUUAUGCUUUAAUGUCAAAGUCAAAAGCAGAUAAUUAUGAUGAGCUCAAAGCAGCGUUACUCCGGAGAUAUGACAUGACGAAAGAAGGUUUCAAAAGAAAGUUUCGUUCUUGUCGUCCCGAAAAUAGUGAAACAUUUUCUCAGUUUACUGUCAGAUUAGGUUCUUACCUCACUCGUUGGAUAGAAAUGUCUAAGAUCUCUACGACUUUUGAUGAUCUCUUUGAUCUUAUACUUCGUGACCAGUUCUUACAUGUGUGCAAUUAUGAUUUGUUGGUGUUUCUUAAACAGAACGUCCCAAAGACGGCAGAUGAAUUAUGCAUUCUAGCAGACCAAUUUCGAGAGGCGAGAAACACAAGUGCUUCAAAUCUAUGUUCAAAGGUUAUUAAGAAACCUACGGAAGUACAAGUAAGUAAGACGCAAGUUAAACCUAAAGAUCUACAGCAACGACCCCAAAACCAGAAGUCUUCGUUCGUUCCAGUGACAGAGAGAAAAUGUUACAUUUGUGGUAAGCAGGGCCAUAUAGCUCCACAGUGUCACAAAUCCAAAGGUAAGAUUUCAGGCGCGCUAGUGCAUAAAGAUGAGCGCAGAGACGUUGACAAAACACCAGAGAAUUGUUCUGCAUUUGUUUGUAGUGAGAACUCGGUUCUCUACUCUCAGGUAUGUGACAAAUCAACCAUUUUAACUUCGGCAUGUCACAGCACUAGGAAACCUAUGCCACUAUCUGCUGGAUAUGUGGAUGGUCAACCAGUCACACUUCUUCGAGAUUCUGGUUGUCAAAAUAUUGUGGUAAGGAGAAGCUUGGUGAAAGAUGAAAGUUUAACAGGUAAAAGUGAAACUUGUAUUUUAGCAGAUAAUACCAAGAGAGUUGUGCCACUUGCAAAGGUAUGUAUAGAUUCUCCAUAUGUGAAAGGUGAAUUUGAGGUUUGGUGUAUGGAAAACCCUGUUUUUGAUUUAAUCAUUGGAGAGGUACAUGACGCAAGGAAACCUCAUGAUCCCGACCCAGAGUGGAGACCAAAGACUGUCUUAGCAGUGGAGACUCGACAGCAAGCAAAAGAAAAGACCAAACCUUACCCAGCUCUCAGAGUUCCAGAUAUAGUCAAGGACGAUAUCAAACCUGAGGAUAUACAGCGUGAACAACAAGAGGAUCCAUCCCUUGAAACAUCACUUCGGAAUGCGAAAGAAGGUCGAAUAUCGCGCAAUGGGAAGGUAAGAUGGUUAGAGAAGAGAGGACUUUUGUACAGGGAGUAUCAAGCAUCGGAAAAAGAAGGAGGUAAGACUUUUUCACAGCUCAUAGUACCUUCUAAAUUUCGAACGAUUGUUAUGAAGCUAGCACACGAUUCAGUUAUGUCAGGUCAUCUAGCAACAGGUAGGACUAUAUCCAGAAUUUUGUCAGAAUUCUUUUGGCCUGGUAUGCAAUCUGAAAUUAAGCGGUUCUGUCAAUCAUGUGAUACGUGCCAGAGAACUGUUUCAAAAGGAAAGGUGAGCAAAGUCCCGCUGGACAGAAUGCCUCUGAUAGAUGUACCAUUUAAGAGAGUGGCAGUAGAUAUAAUCGGUCCAUUACAUCCGGCAACAGAUAAAGGUAACCGAUUUAUAUUAACCUUAGUAGAUUACGCAACGAGAUAUCCAGAGGCUAUAGCGCUCCCAGGUAUAGAUACUGAAAGGGUUGCAGAGGCUUUGUUAGAAAUGUUUUCUCGCAUUGGGGUACCAGAGGAGGUUCUUACAGACAUGGGUACACAAUUUACAUAUGGACUUAUGAUGGAG